Messenger RNA from Temnothorax curvispinosus, 394 nucleotides. RefSeq lists its product as uncharacterized. Lineage: Eukaryota; Metazoa; Arthropoda; Insecta; Hymenoptera; Formicidae. The record is from RefSeq and is a predicted model, not a curated record. The annotation marks the transcript as partial. The transcript has a single exon.
GAGAACUCGGGAAGCUAUCGCUCCUAGCUUCGACGACUGGUUGGAUCGCAGUGCCGGCUUCCUUACAUAUAGGAUUACACAAUUCCUGACAGGUCACGGAUGCUUCGGCACCUACCUGAAUAGAAUCGGUAAGGAGGAUUCCCCGAUAUGCCGGUACUGUGAUUCGGAGGAGGACACGCCGGAGCAUACCUUGGAGGUGUGUCACUUUUGGGCCUUGGAACGUGGCGAGCUCACCGCUGUUAUUGGACAGGACCUCUCUCUGAGAAACAUCAUCGCAAGAAUUUGUAACUCUAAAGAACGUUGGAACGCGUUCUCGGUUUUCGUCGAACGGGUUCUCCAGCGUAAGGAGGAGGACGAGCGAAGGAGACAGCAGCAAGCCCUUGAUCAGGGAUAG